ACUGAAGGUCGAUGAAACAGGCGCGCUGUAGGGAUUUGGCGGCAUGACUACUAAAGUCAGUAGACUAUCGUCGCUUAUUGUUAACGCGGAUCCUGUAUAUCUGAAAAGCGAGAGUCGCAUCGUUUAUUCCUCUGACAAGUUUGUCGUUGUUCUUGAUGCACACACGGGAGUCUCUCAGUUCUUGCACGGACAUAGAGACUCAGUGGUUUGGAUUCUUCCUGGAAUUGAUAAACCCCAUCAUGUAAUUUCUGGCGGCUUAGACGGGAAGUUAAUCGUUUGGGAUACCAAAACAUGUGAGAAGGUCCAGAUUUUGAAUACCAGGUUCCCAAUAGACUUCUGCUUCCCUACUGCAACUGGCUAUAUUUUUAGCCAUACUUGCAAAAACAAACAUAUCGUAAAGUCAUAUGACCGUUCUACUGGAAAUUAUGUAGACUACGUAGAAUUCCCCCAAAAUGCUAUAAUGGCGUAUAAGGAUUCUGACUUUGUAGCAUGUAUAGUCGAUUCCAUCCUUAUCGUAUACUGGAUUAACUUAAAUGUCUCAGUGAGGACGUAUCCAUGUAAAUUUCGCUUCAGUUUGGGUGCCCGGGCAGUAUUCCAGUCCUCACACAAAUGGAAUGACUGUGGCGCAUAUAUAUUUGGUGCUUCCUUGUAUUCGAUUCCCACCAAUGAAAAGCAUUCAGAACAAAAAAAUUAUACAUGCAUCGCAGCACACCCAAAGGACUGCAUCAUUGCUACAGGAAAUGGUCUUGGUGAAAUAUUCAUUUGGUGGAAUUUAUGUGCUCAAACUGAUGAUCAUUUAAACAUGCUAAAUCCUGUUUCUGACGAAUGGACUGGAAGUGAGAAUUGCUCAGAAGAUGAUUCUUUCGAUCAUGUCAAAAAAGCCAUCAAAAAACAUUUUGCAAAAGGUCAUUUAUUCACUUAUUACCCAGUUCAUCCAUCUCAUGUUAAACGGUCUUUACUUCAUUGGCAUUCUGUACAAGUGACAAGUCUUUGCUUCACGUCAUGUGGCACUCAUCUUCUCUCUGGUGGUUUGGAAGGUGUGUUGGUCAAAUGGGAUGUAACUGACUGUUUCGGUGGUCCACAACAGCGUCGUUUUCUACCUCAUUUUGGCUAUCCAGUAUCUUCUGUUCGAAGUCAUGGUGGUUUUUGUGAAGAUAUAAUAUCUGUCAAUUUGGAGAAUAACUCAUUUCACAUUAUGGAUGGAGCUUUCACAAUAAUCUACUCAAAACAAGGCUUUAUGCAAUUUCCUAAACACUGGUUUCCAAUUCCUGCUGCAUUUAUGAUGCCGGAAAAUUUAAUGACUUUACAAAGCAAACUUUCACAUAUAGAUGAUGAAUUGUCUUCGACAUACCUCCUGACGAAUGGUGGCUGUGGUAAAAUACAGCUAAUGAAUGUAAAUGACCGUGAACAUGGUGUUCAAAAGAUUGACAUUACUCACCAAAAUCUUAUUGUCAGAAGUAUGGAUUCAAAACAUCCAGUUAUACAUGCUGAAGUAUUAUUAAUGGCUCAGUUGAGCACUGAAGUUGCAUUUACUUGGUUUGUGACUUACGAAUGUGUAAAAAAGUUAGCUGAUCAUGAACGAGGAUUACCAAUUGAUGAUCAGUCACGUCUAACUUGGUGGCAGUGCCGUGAAUCAGAAAAAAAGAAUGAGAAUGAAGAUAUGUCUUCAUCAUCAGUCAAUGGAAUUCAUGAUUUUGUUAAAUUCACUUCAGUUGAUACUUAUUCCAUGUCACAUUUUGGUUGUCCUGCUGUCAGUAUGGAGUUUGUUCCAUCUGAGAAAAAUCAAUUAUAUGUACUGUUAAUGGAUUAUCGACUUAUGAUAUGGAAUUAUAAUUUUGAAUACACGAAAAAUCCUAUAUAUUCCCCAUGGAUUCCAACUUCAUGCCAUCUUUUGUCGUAUAGUAAUCCAAACCGUUCGAUCAUACCACCUGGCUCUCUAGUUAUUCCCUUCAAUGUACAAUCUAAUGUAGAUGAAUCCAAUACAUCGACAAGUCUUUUAGUGUAUUCUGGUCUUAAUCUAACUCUUUUAAACUGGAAUGAAAUUCUACUCGAAAGCAACCCAAAAGUUGCUGCCAGUAUUUGUCUAAAAGAUAAUCUGUCGAGUCUGUGGCCAGAUUCAAAGAAGGUUAUCAUUGACAAAUGUGCUCUUGUUUCUCAUACGGAUAAUGACGAUGAUAAUGUUGCACGUUACCUGGCUAUCACGGUUCGUGGUCAUGCUUCCAGAUCAAUGAGUGAGCGUGUUUCACUUGGAGCUUUGUGCUUAGUGAAAUGUACAUCUUCCAGUAUUGAAAUUAUGUCAGUUGUUUCCGAUGUAUCAGCGACCUGUUUAACUUCACAUCCGAGUAAACCUUGGUUAGCUGUGGGAUUGAAAAAUGGAACAGUUGCCAUUUAUGAAGUUCAAUUGAAUACAAAUAUAAAAUUGAAUAUGCUACAUUCAUUAUCAAAUCUUGCUUCUCAACCAUUAUGUGAUCGAAUACAUAAGAGUGGAGUAAAGAAUAAACAUAAACAAUCAAAUGGUACAAUGUUUGUAUCACUUUGUUUUAUUCCAUUAAAUGAUAAUGAUGAUCAUGUUCAAUUAGUAGGAUUAAUGAAAACAUUAAUUGGACGAGAGACAGGACGUUAUGAUUUAGUUUAUUAUGGAACACGUAAACAAGCACAGAAAAAUCUAAAGGAGACUACAAGGUUAAAUAUGCAACCGAAACAACGAAGCUUACUACAAUUGGUUGAUACAGCGUCUCCAGUGAAAUUUGAUAAUCAUAUACGAGCAAAUAAACGAAAAUUAGAUUCUGAUAUACAAUUAGAAAAUACUUUAAAACAAAUUAGUGAAUAUCCAAUUUAUACAGCUCCACCACCUGAUCAAGUGUUACAUCAACUUCUACGAAAACAUUGAAUGAUCCAUUUUAUGUGUAAAUAAUUUGUUGACUACAAAAUAAAGAUGUAAAUAUGUC
Messenger RNA from Schistosoma rodhaini, 2948 nucleotides. Lineage: Eukaryota; Metazoa; Platyhelminthes; Trematoda; Strigeidida; Schistosomatidae. The record is from the annotation of a GenBank genome assembly.